This is a messenger RNA of Hevea brasiliensis (rubber tree), 637 nucleotides long. RefSeq names its product RNA polymerase II transcriptional coactivator KIWI. Lineage: Eukaryota; Viridiplantae; Streptophyta; Magnoliopsida; Malpighiales; Euphorbiaceae. The transcript has 4 exons. Gene Ontology annotation, molecular function: transcription coactivator activity; DNA binding. Gene Ontology annotation, cellular component: transcription regulator complex; nucleus. Gene Ontology annotation, biological process: positive regulation of transcription initiation by RNA polymerase II. Bases 48 to 434 code for a protein of 128 amino acids. The record is from RefSeq and is a predicted model, not a curated record.
GUCGGGUUUUGACCCGUCAAGUCGAGUUUUUGGGGUUUGGCUCCAACAUGGCGACCAAAAUCCUGCGAGAGCUGACUGUUUGGACAAACAGAAGAAAGAAAGGAGAGAGAUCAGUAACAAUGUCUGGCAGAGGAAAGCGAAAGGAGGAGGAGGGCGCAUCGGAUGAUAACUCGGACGGCCACGCUCCUCCCAAGAAAGCUUCCAAGACUGAUUCUGCCGACGACUCUGAUGACAUCGUCGUUUGCGAGAUAUCGAAGAACAGGAGAGUGACAGUGAGGAACUGGCAAGGAAAGGUCUGGAUAGACAUUCGCGAGUUCUAUCUCAAAGAUGGAAAGCAACUGCCUGGCAAAAAGGGAAUAUCAUUAAGUGUUGAUCAGUGGAAUGUACUUAGGGAUCACGUUGAAGAAAUUGACAAGGCACUUGCGGAUUCUUAGGAGCAUUGGUGUGGAUGUGUUAGGGUGUAGUUCUAGGGAUUUUGGUUCUUAUGGUUUUGUAUUCAAGGAUGUGGGAUAUGGUAGGCAGAUGUCCUUUCUGUGGUUGUUUGAAGUUGAUAACUACAUUUUGCUUGGGCUAUUAAUCCGUCUGUGGCAUAUGACAAUCCCCUUUGACCAAUCUAUUGGCCUAAUUGUGUUAGUAA